UUCAUUCAUGAUUUUCGAAAUCAUUCAAUUGUUAGUUAUUCUAAAACUAUGAGUGAACAAUCGAUCGUGGCCGUGAAGGCCAGCGUAAUGUUGUACGACGACGGCGUUAAAAAAUGGACCCAUUGCGGAACGUGUCCGGGUAUCUCCAAGGUUCAAGUGUACCAUCAUUCGAUUCACAACUCCUUCCGGGUCGUGGGAAGAAAGAUCAACGAUCACGAAGUCGUCAUCAAUUGCUGCGUUCUCAAAAAUAUGAAAUACAACAAGGCCACCCCGACUUUCCACCAAUGGAGAGAUCAGAAGCAAGUUUACGGGCUGAAUUUCGCCAGCGCUCAAGAGGCCGACAAUUUUUCCGACGCCCUUAUUUCGGCAGUGUCUACCCUUAACUCUUUAGAUCGAUCCCCGGUUAAAACCAACGUAAACGGCAGUGCGAACGGUUAUAACCACGCGCCGUCUCACAAUAAUAUCGCCUCGACGGGGGUUACCGCCGGUCACCAUCACAGGAAUCAGUCGGUCGGAGGGAACCCUUCCAACGGCAACUCGCACAAUUCCGCCAAUCAGAAUAAUCAGAUUCAUUACUCGAAUGGGAAUUGCAACGGGUAUUCCGGGUCCGAUACCCGGCUCUCCGAAUACCACCCCGGAAUCGCCAAUCGCAAUCACAAUGCGCAGAGCUACUACGGAACGAGUUACAAUAAUGCCCCUCAGAGAGCAGAAAACGGAUGGGCGGAAAUGGAUAGAAACUCCGUAGCGGCAACCGCUGUCUCCAACGCCUUACCCAACAAUAACGAACCCAUAUAUCAUCAAUUAGGAUCUCAAAUGACGGGCAACAUAGCUAACGGCCAUUAUUCCACGGCUCCUCAGCCACUCAUAUACCAACAAGUUGUCCCGUACAACCCAUCUUGUCAGAAUGACCCCAACAAUAUAAACGUCAAUAGUAAUAGUAAUAAUAAUAAUAACGCGCCUAGGCAAGAAAAUAUUUAUAUUUCGAAUAACUCGGUCAAUAACGUAGAUAAAAAUAAUAUAAACAUAUACGGGAUGAUGGUUCCUCGCCCUCCUCCGUUGCCGAAAGUGACCGAUAAGCUGGCCGCGGCUAUAUCGAACGUUAAAUUGAAGACCAUUUCCCAGGUCCCCGCUUCAUCUAUAAAACAUCCGAUAAUUCCGUCGAACCCUGGCAGCAUUAACAACAGCGGAAAUUCUCGUAUGAUGCAGGAAAUGAUAGCCACGCUAGCUCGGCGAAAACAAAGAUUGCUUGGAGCCAACGAUUCUUCCCCCGAAACGCCAAUAAAAUCUCAAGCCCAAACUCAGGGCUCGCAAAAAUCGCUACAAGAGAUGGAAUCUUCACCUAGCCUAAGCAUUUCUAGAAGGAACUGCCAGGGUCCAAGCUUUAAUCCAGAUACUGAUAUUGGCUCCGGAAAUAUUUACAAUAAUAAUCUUAAGGAUAGCGAAGCGUGCUCGUUCAACUCCGCGACACAUUUAAAAAGUACGGAGGUCAGUUUUAAGAACUCCCCGCAAUGCUUUAACAAUAACAACCAUAAAAUUGAAAAUGGCAAUGGCCCGCAAAACACGGGCAACGGUAAUUUCGUCAAAAAUGGCCAAAAUCUAACCACCCUCAACCCUGAGGUUAGUCCCAAAAUUUCCAUCAACGAAUCCAAAAAAUCGAUUCUUCCACCUCAAAGAUCCAGAACCAUUACAGGUACCGUCAAUUCCGUUACCUCUCUCCUUUCAUCCGCGUCUUCCUCUUCCUUUUCUUCCGUUCAUUCUGCCGAAAUGUACAAUAACAAUAAUUUAUCGAACGGUGGCGUAUACGCCCUCAAUGCCAACACCAAUAAUAUUAAUAACGGCGACGCGAACAAGGUGAAACGAACUGAGAGCCAACUCUCGACGAUGUUCGAUAACGGAAAUGUUGUCGAAGGAGGGACGCAAAGCUCAAACACAUUAACUAAUCAACCGCUCAUGAUCGAUUCGAAUAAUUCUGGCGUUUAUUUUAACGGAGGAGAUAACUAUACGAGUAAAACUUCUCCACCCAUCCUUAAAAGAAAUGGACAUGAAAACUUGAAUGGAUUCCUUAAUUCUUCGUUAAAUAACAGCGUUUUAGAGACCAUGAAAUUCGAAAUUAUAACCGAAAUGAGGAAAGAGUUGCAAUGUUUCAAAACCGAAAUUCUAAAUGCAUUACAACUCGAACUGAAGAAACGUUGAAAAGUAGUGGUUCGUUAAGCGGCGGAGGAAACUUUAUAAAAACGCGAAUUUUGUAAAAAGAAAGAUUUCUACAAAUUUUUUUUUUAAAUUAUAAAAUAGUUUUUUAUUUUAUAAAAAAAUAUUAAAUUAUAAAUUUAAUUUUUAAAAUGUUCUUCAAGUCCAAAACAAAUUCUUUUCUCUCUCAAAAAGCAUUUACAAUGAUAAGAGUCUCAAUUGUAUAUUUCUUCAAAUUUUUGUGAUUUUUUUUUCUCCCUUUUUUGAAUGGUAAAAAUAACCAAAUAUUUUUUAAAAAAAAUUGCGGUACCAAAUAAAUUUAUAUGAAACAAUAUUUUUCCAGUCAUUUUUUUUUAAAAAAAACCAUCAUUUUAUUAACAUUAUAAUUGCAUAGGAAUUGGGGCAACUUGGAAUAAUCAAUUUAUUAACAUUUGAUAGGAGUUGGGGCAACUUGGAAUAAUCAAUUUAUUAACAUUAUAAUUUGAUAGGAGUUGGGGCAUUUUGGACUACCACCCCUAGAACUAGUGUUGUUAAACGGCUGUUUGUCAGCCGAUUUUUAUAAAACGGCUAAUUCAACAUUAUAGCCCUAAGCAUCGAUAUUUCGCCAAUAGAUGUUCAAUCCUAUAUGGCAUCUAUGAGCAAAAUCUUCAGGCCAGCACAUUAUUUAUCUGGAUAAAAUAUUCGAGUUCGCCGUUUUUUAAAAAUCGGCUCAAAUUGAGCCGUUCAACAACACUACCCGGGAAUUUGGACCAAUAAUUUUUUUUUAAAGCCACCAUCUUAACACUUGUUUUAACCGAUAUGCACCACCUUAUUAAUGAUAAUUUAUUUUAUUUAUCGCGUACAAAAAUAUUCGUUAGAAAAAAAAGGCAAUAUAAACCAUCACUCCCUUAUUUAAACAUGUAUAAUAUCCCAAAUAUAUAUACCCUUCCCCCUUCUACUUCCGAAAAUAAAACCCCCAUUUUUAGAUUUUUAUUUAAAAAAAA
Molecule: messenger RNA, 3170 nt
Organism: Gordionus sp. m RMFG-2023
Lineage: Eukaryota; Metazoa; Nematomorpha; Gordioida; Chordodea; Parachordodidae
Product: nuclear transcription factor Y subunit alpha-like
Exons: 11
Coding region: 49-2193 (714 amino acids)
Molecular function (GO): SH3 domain binding
Source: RefSeq, a predicted model, not a curated record